CGUGGGGGGGGGCAGGAACAGCCGAACGCUGCCAUAGCGAGCAGCUGAUCGAGCCUGGCAACAGCUCCCAUCGUAGUAGAGCGCGAUAGCGACAACAACAACAGCAAGAACAACAGCAACACGCAUCUCAGUCGGCAUAGCGCUCGCAACAACAUGGCAGCAGCAGCUGCCAAGACAGCCUAACAACACUCGCUCCAGUCUGACAGCAACAACACCAACAGGUCCAGUUCGCACAGCAGCAGACAGACCGACAACAGCAUCGUCUGCAACAGAGACAGCAGCGUCUACGGCCAGGAUAGCUUCUGUUGUCGGUACACCCGGUGUAACAGCAGCAGUCUGCAUAGCAGGACCUACAGCCCAGUAUCAGCUACAGCUGAACAAUAGUAACAGCCUCGCACCAUCGAUACAGCCAGGACAGCACGGGCUACAGCAGGACACGGUGACGUCUGCAGCCUGCUGUCAGCAACAGCAGCACAACGUCUGCACCUACAACUUGACGACAGCAGGAGCCUACGGCGUGCCUACAGCCACGCGGUGAUGGAGAAUCGGCGGAGAGAUCUGUACAAGGCAGCAGGGCCCAGCAGCAGCGUGCAGGGCAUGAGGGCACGGCGCAGGGAGGAGGAGGCCGAGCUGCGUCGCGCUCGGAGAGAAUCUCAGCUCGUGAGCAAGCGAGCUCCCAGGGGCCCCGCAGCCUCCCCUGGCUCCCCCAGCUCCCCCCACGAGCCACAGGCAGCAGCAGCAGCAGAGACCGUGCCGCAGCUGUGGCUGGAGGUGCAGAGGACGGCGUCGUCUGGAGCCCUUGGCCCCAGGCUGGAGGCCCUGCGCGCGUUACGCCGGGCCCUGCCCAACCCGGACGCACAGGCGGCCUUCAUUGGCGUGGAGGGUGGCGUCCGCUCGCUCGUGGCGCUGCUGGCGCGCGGCCCCGAGCUGCAGCUGGAGGCGGCGCGCUCGCUGCUGCGCCUGUCGCACUCCGCGCUGCCCGCGGCGCCGCUCGCCUGCCUCGCCUCCACCUCCUACCUCGUCACGCUGCUGGGGGGCCACAGCCCCCAGCUCACGGAGGUGUGUCUGUACACGCUGGCAAACCUGGUGACGGAGAGUGCGAGGGCGCGGGAACAGAUGAUGGCACAGGGGCUCCUCCCCGGGAUCGCAUCCUGCCUGCAGUCUCCCCACGGGGCGGUGCAGGAGGCCGCUGCGUUUGCGCUGUCCCAGCUGCUCCAGGCGCCCGAAGCCUUCGACCGCAUCAUCCCGGCGGUGCGGGCGGCCGGGCUGCCCUCGCUCCUGCGGACGCCGCUGGUGCUGACCCCCGGGGCUCGCGACAUUCCGACGAGCGCCGUGGAAGCGGCGUGGUGCCUCCACUACCUGGCGUGCAGGUUGCCCACGUGUGGAGCGAGCGAUCUUGUGGAGGAGCCUUUGAUCCGCGAGGCCGUGGGGGUGCUGGUCGAGCUCGGGGGGCGGCUUCUGAGCUCCCCCAUCCCGGAGUACGCCGAGCUGCUGGUCGUGCCGCUGGUCCGCUGUGUGGGCAACGUGGUUUGCGGGGGGCUCGGCGAGGGGUCCCGGCGAGCCGUGCGCGACGCAGGGCUCCUGCCGGUGCUGCUGGUCUUGGCCGAGCGCUUCCUGCCCAAGCGCCCGUUCGUGAGCCGCGAGUGCCUCUGGCUCGUGGGCAACUUGACCGCCGGCGAGCCGGCCUGGUGCUCCGUGCUGCUCCGUCUCGGCGCUCACGUUCGCCUCGCCGCACUGCUGCGCCACGGUCAAGGGGUCGGACUCAUGGCGGCGCGCGUGCUCUGCACCGUGGCCGUGCGUGCUGGGCCCUCGUGCUCGCUGCUCGGGGGCUGCCCGGAGCUGCUGAGCGCCGCCGCCUCCGUGUCCCUGGGCGGCGAAGCGGCGCCGGGGGAUCGUGACCCCGAGCUCCGGGUCACGGCGCUGCAGCUGUGGCAGCCGCUGCUGGCCAACAGCCCCGAGGCCCGUGCGUGGUUCGAGAACGAGGGGGGCCCCGCACAGCUGGAGUCGCUGCUGCUGCAGAGCAGCGGCGCGGACGAGCGAGUGCGACAAGUCGCCCGCGUCCUGCUGCAAGCGCCGCCCCCUGCGGAGGGGUGGCUAGUCACGUGAACAUCGCCCCCCCCCCCCACUCUGCCCCCCCCCCUCACUAUCCUCCCUGACUUGCCGUCGUCGACUGGACCAGUUCAACGAGCGAGGAAAUGGAGUCGAGCUGGGACGAUUUGUCAAUUAUGCCUCGAGAUUCCUGGCUGGCGGCUGGCUGGGCUCCUCAGUGGCUGCUGCUGGUCGUUGCUACCGAAGCUAGCUGGGUAACUGGCUACGCGGGAUUUUCUGUGUAACAAAUAAACAUUCGGUUGAAGUUCAGAAGAAGUUUAAUAAUUAUUAUUAUAGAUAGCGACACCAAAGAGGUUGGAGUAACGGUUCAUUUAAAAUUGUUACCACAUUUCAAUUUGCUCCUAUUAAUGUCAUUCACCAGAAUAUUCUUUAAAUCCUAUACAACCUUUUAAAAAACCCCCACGGUACAUAUUAUCUUAAGUAAAAAUACAGAUUAAUUGUAGUGCUCCGAGUACAGGAGGGUUGUGGGAAGAGUAUGAACAAUGACAGCUGUUUAUUAUUUCACAUUGCAGAGCAACAACGGAAUCUCUGCUCGUCGGAUUUAAAAUAAAAUGC
Molecule: messenger RNA, 2664 nt
Organism: Lethenteron reissneri (Far Eastern brook lamprey)
Lineage: Eukaryota; Metazoa; Chordata; Hyperoartia; Petromyzontiformes; Petromyzontidae
Product: transmembrane and coiled-coil domain-containing protein 6-like
Biological process (GO): protein import into nucleus
Molecular function (GO): nuclear import signal receptor activity; protein binding
Source: RefSeq, a predicted model, not a curated record